This is a messenger RNA of Closterium sp. Yama58-4, 2121 nucleotides long. The record is from the annotation of a GenBank genome assembly. NCBI's taxonomy places the organism in Eukaryota, Viridiplantae, Streptophyta, Zygnematophyceae, Desmidiales, Closteriaceae.
AUGGCUCUCGCGACGACGUCCUUAGUGACCCGGACUGUCGUUCUUUCAGAACCUUCCUCCCUGUUUUCAACAUCGUCGCGCCUGACUCAGUCAAGCGCUUCAAACGUGUCUCGAAGCACCUGCAGAAAACUCUCCACCAUCCAUAAACCAUCACUGGCCGUUUUCCGUGGAUCUGCCUCAGCCGCUCCCCUGACCGCCAUCUGCCUUCCCCGCUCUGCGUCUCUUGCUGCUUCCACCACUGCCAAGGCUGCUGCAUCGGCCGUUGCCGAGCCUGCGCGGGAGCUUCGGGGUGCCGGGCCAGUUGUAGUGGUAGAUAAUUAUGACAGCUUCACCUACAACCUCUGCCAGUACCUGGGCGACCUGGGGUGUGAGCACGUGGUGUAUCGCAACGAUGACAUCACCAUAGACGAUUUGCAAAAAAUGGAUCCCAGGGGCGUCCUCAUCUCUCCAGGCCCUGGCACGCCAGACGACUCGGGCAUUUCCCUUGACGUGGUGCGGCGCCUGGGGCCCACUGUGCCCCUCUUUGGCGUCUGCAUGGGGCUGCAGUGCAUGGGACAGGCGUAUGGGGGGCGCAUAGUGCGGGCGCCGGGGGGCGUGAUGCAUGGCAAGACGUCACCCGUGCUGCAUUCCAUGGCUGAUAGUGACUCGGGGCUGCUGGCCGGUCUACCCAGCCCCUUCACUGCAUGUCGGUACCACAGCCUAGUGAUUGACAAGGACACAUUCCCUGAGGGCGAGCUGGAGGUGACUGCAUGGACAGAGGAUGGGCUCGUCAUGGCUGUGCGGCACAAGAAGUACACCCAUGUGGAGGGAGUGCAGUUCCACCCAGAGAGCAUCAUUACGAGCAAUGGCAAGCAGAUAGUGGCCAAUUUCCUCAAGACCAUGGAUCGCUACUGGGCACAAUUUCGUCGCCCCGAUAUUGUGAGGCUGAACGCGAAUCGGCAGGGUGGUUUGUGUGUCAACCGCGCUGUUCUGUGUGCAACCUCUUUCCCCCGUUCUUGCGCAGAUGCAGCAACGCCAUUGGUUGAGCGCAAGAUUUACUCUCCCUCCUCACCCCGCUCCUCCCCCGCCUGUUUCCGCACAUGCUUUCGCCAAUUUGGAUCGUUAUUUCCUUCCUGGGCUCGUAUCGCGAUUCUGGUUCCAGUCAUCGAGAAUUCUCAUGGCUUCGACUCAACGCACACCAAUCACAUCAGGUCCCAUCUAGCACUGACCGCCAUGGGCCUUUUUACGCUCCUCUUCGGCGAGGACGCCGAUGGGUUGGGAGCAGCCAUUACCCGCUGGACCAUCGAGGAUUUUGAGAACCGGUAUGAGCAGGGCCUACGUGGCAGCAGCGCUGCCAGGGAUGACUCUUCGUCCGCGUCCGACGUGGCAGCAUCGUCGAAUGUGGAGAGCGCCGUUGCGACUUCCCGACUCCCUGAAGGCUCCAGGCAGCAGGCAGCGCCGCAGGGGCCGCCGCUGGUCAGUCAGUCUCACUCACCCGACUCACGGGAAUCUCUGGCGCGCAAGGCGCUGCCCAUGUAUCCGACGGUGGAGCUGAGGGAGCUGGCGGAGGCGGUGGGGCGGGACAUCAUGCGCGGCAAUCCCGAGGUGACGUGGAGCAGCGUGAAGGGGCUGGGCGGCGCCAAGCAGCUGCUCAAGGAGGCCGUCGUCAUGCCCAUCAAGUACCCGCAGUAUUUCACGGGUCUGCUCGCCCCGUGGAAAGGCAUUCUGCUCUUUGGUCCUCCUGGAACGGGCAAGACGAUGCUAGCCAAGGCAGUGGCAACGGAGUGUCGUACCACCUUCUUCAACGUCUCUGCUUCCACCCUUGUCAGCAAGUGGCGCGGCGACUCUGAGAAGCUCGUGCGCAUGCUGUUCGACGUGGCGAGAGCCCUGGCGCCCUCCACCAUCUUUUUGGAUGAAGUCGACGCUCUCAUCAGCCACCGGGGGGCCGGCAGCGGAGAGCACGAGGCCAGCAGGCGCCUCAAAACGGAGCUGCUCGUACAGAUGGACGGGUUGAGCAGCUCAUCAGACCUGGUGUUUGUGCUGGCCGCCACCAACCUGCCCUGGGAGCUCGACAGCGCCAUGCUGCGCCGCCUCGAGAAGCGGGUGAGUCCAUUGGCGUGGGGUAUUGUGGCGUGCACAUAA